AUGGAACAAUCCUCCUUUGGUUCGGAACUACACGACGAGCCUGAUGAUUUCAGCUUGAGGGAAUGGGCUCUCAAGGCGAAAAUCAGCCGAGAAAACACAAAUUCAAGACGAUUCUAUGCAUCGAAUUUUAAGAGCUUCCGGGAAAAUCAAACGUCGUUCAGAUCAAACGUGGCCAUUUCCAGCGUGGUUUCGUCCCCUGGCUACACCGUUCGAGAUGAGAUUAACCCUUCAACAUAUUCGUUCACAAAUGCCCUGAAAGCAUUACAAGCAAGAAGAAUGUAUAGUAAUACAUGGGAAUAUGUAUCAGCAGAUAAUGGAGGAUUAACUCUGAAUUCCAAAUGGAAUGAUGCAGAAAAAUACAUAUGCAAUCCUGUGUCAGGACAAGUUCCUUUGCAAUGCCUAUCAUCAAAAGCUCUAAGUGAAAGGUCAUCUCAAAGCUUGGUAACAAGCAGAAUUAAACAAGUUCCUUUAGUGAAUGCAGAGAAGAAAAGGAACACAACAAGACAUGUGGGCACCCAAAUCAAAUUCAGUUCCGAGAGUCCCAAUAUUCCAUCUCGAAUUCCUUCAUGUGAAGAAAAAUCAGCGAAGCCAAGUGAACAAGAAGAAAGUAGAGGGACACCUGUUAACUCCAAAAUACAGAAAUCAGAGGCUAAGCUUGGGCAGAAGGUACAAGAGAAAGAAACAGAAGACAAAAGAAUCGAGAAGAAAACGAUAAAGAAGGAAACCACGAACACGUGCAGCCAUGGACGAAAAGAAAAAGGAUGCCUUUCAUUCAUCAACGUUUGGCGACACAAAACGAGAAACCGAAACAAUAAUGCAAACUUGUCUAUCUUUCUUUGCCAUGUUAAUGCGUCCUUUCAUCAAUAA
This is a messenger RNA of Striga hermonthica, 867 nucleotides long. The record is from the annotation of a GenBank genome assembly. NCBI's taxonomy places the organism in Eukaryota, Viridiplantae, Streptophyta, Magnoliopsida, Lamiales, Orobanchaceae.